AUGGUUGUGAAUGAGUGUGUGAUUGAUAUUUGUAGAGAUAUUACUUGUCAUGGUAGAGGGUGUCACAACAUACCUCCAUCCCCUGCGUCGCGCCACCACCACUUGAAGCUCGAUGUCCCGAGGUUUGAUGGUCACGAUCCCCUUGGCUGGAUAUUCAAAAUAUCCCAGUUCUUCGACUACCAAGGCAUCCCGGAGCUCGAACGCCUUACGAUCGCCUCGUUCUACAUGGAUGGGCCGGCCCUUUCCUGGUACCAGUGGAUGCACAGGAAUGGCUUCUUCUCCUCGUGGCCAUCAAUGUUGCAGGCAUUGGAAUCACGCUUUGCUCCUUCGUUUUAUGAUGACCCCCAAGGCAAUCUCUUCAAACUUCAACAAACGGGUACAGUUAGUGAUUACCUUACCUCCUUUGAACGCCUUGCCAACCGCACAAUUGGAAUUCCUCCCCUGUCCCUAUUGAGCUGCUUUAUUUCUGGUUUCAUACCAGAAUUACGUUGCGAUGUUCAGGCGCUCCACCCUAUCUCCCUUCCUCAGGCCAUCGAACUCGCCAGACUCCAAGAAGACAAGAUGAUGGACCGCCGUCGCGGCCACCGCCCACCACCACCACCACCACCUACUCACCCACCUUACCACCCUAACCCUACUACCACCCCUCCAUUUUCCCCUUCCCCUCUUUCCCCUAAAUCCCCUCCUUCCAUGUCCCUUCCUUCCCCAAAGAUUCCAAUCAAACGUUUGACAGCAGAGGAACUAGCAGUGCGCCGCGACCAGGGAUUAUGCUAUCAUUGUGAUGAUAAAUGGUCCCCUGGCCACCGCUGUAAGUCCCGAUUGCACCUCUUACUCACAGACGAAGAUGUGCUUCCUGAGGCUACUGAUGACACCGAAACCCACUCAACCCUAAUUUCCCAAAUCAGUCUCAAUGCGAUGGAGGGAUCCCCGACACCUCAGACCUUCCGCCUCUUCGGUUCCGUCAAUCGCCACCGUGUUGUGAUUCUAGUGGACGGCGACAACUCCCAUAACUUCGUCCAAACCCGCAUGGCCCGCUUCCUCAACCUUCCUACUUCCCCCACCACCCCCCUCCGUGUCAUGGAGGGUAACGGAAAUACCCUCGACUGCGACACCGUCUCCCCCCAGGUGACCCUCGACAUUCAGAACCAUUCUUUCACUUUGGACCUCUUUCAUCUCCCUCUUUGCGGUGCCGACAUUGUACUUGGAGUACAAUGGCUUAAGUUACUUGGCCCAGUCACAAUGGACUUUGCCACGCUUACCAUGAGUUUUCAGCACUUGGGCCAUCCUAUCACUUUAAUUGCUGAUGUACCCCCCACCCCUACCCCUGCUUCAGCCCAUCAACUAAAGAGACUCACCACCACCCACAGUAUUCUGGCCUUAUUCCACAUCACUCCCUUCCUAGCCCAGACACCAACAUCACCAUCGUCCCCACUCCCCACCACCAUCCCUCCGUCCAUAUCCACCAUCCUCACCCGCUACUCCACCAUAUUUGCCGGACCUCAACAACUUCCCCCACCCCGCACAAUUCAACACCACAUUCCCCUCCUUCCCAAUUCUCCACCCGUUAACAUCCGCCCCUACCGUUACCCUCACUACCAGAAAGCAGAAAUUGAGGCCCAAAUCUCAGGCAUGCUCACCGCCGGCCUUAUCAGACCAAGCCAAAGUCCCUUCUCUUCCCCUAUUUUACUUGUCAAAAAAAAGGAUGGGUCCUGGUGUUGCUGUGUUGACUACCGUGCUCUUAACACCAUCACCGUGAAGGACAAAUUCCCCAUGCCCAUGGUGGAUGAGUUACUUGAUGACCUGGGCAAAGCUUCGUGGUUCUCGAAGCUCGACCUGCGCCAAGGGUUCCAUCACCGUGAAGGACAAAUUCCCCAUGCCCACGGUGGAUGA
This is a messenger RNA of Glycine soja, 1890 nucleotides long. RefSeq lists its product as uncharacterized. The transcript has 2 exons. Lineage: Eukaryota; Viridiplantae; Streptophyta; Magnoliopsida; Fabales; Fabaceae. The coding region runs from base 1 to 1890 and encodes 629 amino acids. The record is from RefSeq and is a predicted model, not a curated record.